AUGGGAGCCGCAGCAUCGGGAAUGCAGGCGCAGAUGCAGCAGGAGCAUGAUCCGGAUUCAGCUUUUCCAUGGUGGGUACGCUUCCUGGCCAAAGCACUGGGCGUACUCGGUGGUUUCAUAGCUAUUUUCUUCGCUGUACUGGGCUUAAUAUCGCUUACGGCCAGCUGUCUUGUUGCUGCACUACUACAAUUGUUAGUUUAA
This is a messenger RNA of Gongylonema pulchrum, 201 nucleotides long. Lineage: Eukaryota; Metazoa; Nematoda; Chromadorea; Rhabditida; Gongylonematidae. The record is from the annotation of a GenBank genome assembly.